AUGGCCGGAGUGCUCGCAGCUGGGGAGAGGGCGAUGUCCGGAACCGACGCCAGCGCUACGGGCGGCGCAAUUGGCCCGAACCGGAACCAUUCCGGCGCCGGCGGCGGGGAGGGGUACCGGGAAAUUACCGACCGCGGCCCCCCAUCUGCAAUCUGCCAUGGAGACGCCUUAGACAGCGAUAGCGACAAGACCGCGCAUGACGACCAAGGCCAGUUUCGGUUACCCUCGUCGUCGCAGCCUGCCUCCUUUGACGCCGCCGCAAGAGGGCACAUGAUGCCGGCAGGCGGCGCAAUCGGUUCCUCUUCGCAUCUUCGAGCUUCUCCCCGACGGGGCACAAUAAAUGAGGGCUUUCGUGGUGGAUCGUCCGCGGUGGCAGGCCUCGGGGGGAGGCGAGCGCCCGGGGGGGAAGCAGAAGAGGAAAGGGAAUGUGUCAUCUGCAUGGAGGAGUUUUCCAAGGAGGACCCCGAAAUGUUGACGCUUUGCAGCUGCGGCGUGAACAAGACGUUCUUCCACUACUCGUGCCUGCUGCAGUGGCUGUCGAAGCACUCAUACUGCCCGGCGUGCAGAGGAUACCUGUUUUUCGAGGAACGGCGGCGGGGCGGCGGCGACGACGGUUCUCAGGACCGUUCCUCCAUCGCCGCAACAACGGGCACCACCACCACCGUUGGCGGCGACAGCGGUAGAACCAGCGGCAGGCUGGAGCCCCCCGCCCCUCCAUCCAGCAGCGGGGGCGUGGUUUCUAACGAGGAUUACGGGAGAGCGUUCCGACGGGCGCUUCGCGCUGGUCUGGGUGGCGAAUCAUCGCCAUCGACCCCAAGAGGUGCCGGGGGGAACGUUGAGCUACUCUAACGGACCCCACCCUUUCGCCCCCGCUAGAGGGACUUCACGGGGCCCCGGCGGGUGGUUUAUUGGGGGGGCCUGGGGCGUUUCCUGGGGACCCGGGGGCGUGGUUUCUGGGGGGGGGGGCUGGGGCGUGGUUUCUGGGGGCCCCGGGGGGUGUUUUUCGGGGCCCCGGGGCGUGAUUUCUGGAACCUCGCACGUGGCGGAGGAGGGCUUUGAUGAUGGAAAUGACGGCAGACCAUACGUACCCGGGGAGGGUGUGCUGUACGUUGAAUGACGGAAGAUUCCACACGCCGCCUGGACAUACUUGCAGAGAUUACGCCGCGACGAAGAGCACGCCACGGUAGUCGAACAAUGCGUUAUCGGUAAGCUCCGGACGAGAAGGGUUCGUUCCGACCAUUUCCAGCACCGCCACUGCUGUCUGCUUUGUGCUGCCUGCGGAGCGGCGGCAUCAGCAGAGGUGUGAAAAUGGGGGCAGGGUCCGUGAUGUCUCACGCAACCCGCGGCAGAAGUACUGUAUUGCUUGGCCGAGGUUGGGGCCGGUUUGGAGCCUUGCUUCCUUCGACCUCAGCGGGGCUCAGUGGUUUGUGGGCGGUGGCUGGGGGGGAGGGGUACGGGCAUCACCAGUGGGAGUACCCCAAGACCCAACCGCCCCCGUCGAAUCCCUGGCAUGGUCACUCUGGAUUUGUCUGUCACAUACAGUCGUCCUUUCCCCGUUCGUUUCCUGUCGUGCUUCUGACUGUGUUGAAAAAGGGUGUGUAUGCCGCACGUUCUUUCGAAGGUAUUAUCUCUUUUUUUUUCCCUCUCCCGCUCAGCGCUCGUGUACAAAAGUCGCUGUUUUUCUUAGGUUUCGGAAAACUGUCGUUUGCCUUUUUCUUUUUUCUUGCGUUUUGGUUUGUUUCCUUUUGACGUAAGCAUGAAGUUUUGUUGGUAAGGACAGAACAGGGCGGCGGCGGCGGCGGCGUGGUGCUGUUUGUUUCUGUGCUCGUUCUCUAUAUGGUAUUUUUGGUGUAGAGUAGGUAGGUAAAGAGAGACCGCCUGGCCACCGGCUUGCGAGUGAAUCUGAACGCCAACCGGCCAGAUUUGGAUAAUGGAAUUUUCUUGCGACGGGGAAAGUAACGCCUCCUCCUCCUGCUCGUCAACUCUGCACGGCUUGGGGAGGGCGGGAUGUACAUACUUGCUCCACAGCGAUUGUGGUGCUGGAGUUUUUCGAGGUGGGGCCGGAGGCGACCUUGGAGCAGAGCGACAAUAAUGCUAGAUUGAGAGGGGCUUUAUAGGCCAAGUGCCGCGAGGGAUACGGGGCAGUAAUAAGGGAUCCGUUAGAGUCUGACAAGCUUGCGUGUUCAUGGGUGCUUUUCGCCUGCUUGCCUUUCGUUAGACUGCCUGUUUCUCGAGUCAAUGAGCACAGCCCUUGGGUAUGUGCCGUACUAGUCGCUGUAGUUGUGUCUGUAGAAUUUUUGCUUAUUAUUUUCAAAAGCCAUUUGUCGUGCGCAUUCAUUCCCUCUCGCUGAUGCGCUAUUGUGAAGUACUCGUCCACAGGGCGUAAGUCCACCAUUGACGAGCCGGACCCAUGUGUCCGAGUGACGGACUUACGGGGCCGUCAGUAUGUCGUCGCCACGUGCUCCUUUCCUCAGAGGGAGGAGCGUCUUGGGUGGUUAGUCCGCGUCCUGUAGUUUUGGCGGGCAAGCGUAAUGGGAGGAGGUUAGUAAUCGUAUCAGUUUUAUUGACGAGGCUGCGCGUGUAUUUUCUUUCUCCGUGAAAGAUACAAGCACGUGUCAUCCUGUGGCGGUGGGGUUGCUUUUCCAUGUCCAGAUUGCGAAAAGUGAUGAUGCACGGAGUUUGUUGCUCUUCCUUGCGUUGUUCAGUGGACAAACACACGUCAAAACACGGUCAAGUCAAGGCUCAAUUUCUUUCGCAACGUUACUUCUCCCUGUCGAACAAAGUAAGGCAAGAUAUGUAGGAUCCACCGCUGAAGCUGUUUGUGUGUGUACAGUUUCGCUCCAAAUUCGAGCCCUUGUUUCUUGACGGAAUAUUUCAUAUUUGCGGUGGUGCCGAACUGCUGCUUUUCUUUUGUGCUUCCUCCCUGGCGCAGUUUGUGAUGACACCCGACCCCGUGACCGCGCACCGUUCGUUGCGUACCACGUUUUUCUCUUUAGACGAGUGAGAGAGGGUGUGUUUGUGCAUGAGCUUUGUGCAGAUGCUUUGGCUGCCAUUCAUCAUUGGAGGCUUUUUAUUUUUCUGACGAAACAAUGAAGAUCGAUCCGAUUCGACACACUUCGUACGGAUUCUAGUAUGUAUAUGAUGAUCACGGACGACAUUUGAUCAUUUCAUCUCCAUGGUUCACGGCGUUGUUUUGCUGCCACCCUCUCCCUUCCAACAAGACGCUGCGUAGUACAAGUACUCACAUAUAUAUUUGUUCGGUCGUUCGGGACAAAGUAUGUAUGAAUGUAAUCUAUGCAGAAGUAAUUAUCUUCUUCCAAGCAGGGUGACCAAUCGACCCAAUCCAACAAAGACGCAGCAUGUAUUUUCAUUUCUUCAACAACUAACACGACAGACAGGCAGCCUGAAUGAAGCACAUAGUGUCUGUCUUCCAUCGUCUAUCAUUCCUGGAGAUCUCCAGGGCUGCCGAGCCAUGACCGUCGUGUGUAUUACACGAGGCUGCAAACAUGUGCAAGUGUGUGUCGGCAAAUAAAUCAGCACCACCAGCACCCCACCAGAAAAUUAAUAGUGAAUGAAUGUAUCUGCUGCGGAAUGUCAUGAAUGAAUGGAUGGCAAAGGAUGUUCUUCUGAUCUCGACCGAUCGGAUGAUGAUGUAUGGUUUAUGCAAACAAGAAAUCUAUCUAUUUUCUUCUGAAGUGUAGGCAAACUUUUUGGCAAAGGGAGAGGGGGGCAUGCCGGUGUCAUCUUUCCGGGUUUGCGUAAACUCACAGCCAGCCGCAGCAGUUUGAGAGAGAAAAAGUUCCCGCAGUUUUCUGACUGGCCAAUUGUUUCGGUCGGAAGUUUCCUUCGAAAGAAAAACUCAUGGUCGACGGGUGACGAUACUCACGGUCAUGGGGCCGCCUUUCGGCGAAAUUCAGAAUCUGGAUUUUUCCCAUCGAUGUCACCAGCACCACCACUCCGUGUUGAUGCUCGAGUAAAUUUAAAGCCAAGGGAGAAAAAAAGAUGUGUUGUAACUCGUCAACAAGGAGAUGGCACGGUCGUCUUCGACUGCUACUGUGCCACCACAACCCUCCAUCACCACCAGCAGCCAUGGAUGGUGCUACGUGGAGCAGACCAAGCUUUGCCCGUACAUACCAUGAGUGAUAAAAACCCGCGCGCAGCUCAUCACUGGAGGCGUUUCAAGAGGGUUCACCCGAACCAAAGGCGGAACCCUUUUUUGGAACCUGCUCUCUGUCGCUAUUAAUUCAUAUCGGCUCCCUCAUCACUCGAAGGGAGAGUUGCCAAAUCAAGCUAUCACACCACUUGGGUGGGUUGAAGAUCUCAAAAUGAUAUCUUCCUCGCGUCUUAUCUCGGGUUUCGUAGUAUGGAGGCUGGUAGACAGCCAAACGGGGAGCUUUCUCUCUAUUUCAAGACACCUUUUUCGGGCACACGCUUCUCCCCAUUUUUUUAGGGAGCGAUGUAUAUUCUGUGCAUCCCCCCGUCCAGAGUCCAGAAGGCAGGCCGCACGGAACCCCCGUGCUUGGAGUACCUU
Ectocarpus siliculosus is the source of this 4531-nucleotide messenger RNA. The record is from the annotation of a GenBank genome assembly. Lineage: Eukaryota; Phaeophyceae; Ectocarpales; Ectocarpaceae.